Molecule: messenger RNA, 1152 nt
Organism: Emericellopsis cladophorae
Lineage: Eukaryota; Fungi; Ascomycota; Sordariomycetes; Hypocreales; Bionectriaceae
Exons: 12
Coding region: 1-1152 (383 amino acids)
Biological process (GO): 'de novo' AMP biosynthetic process; IMP metabolic process
Cellular component (GO): cytoplasm
Molecular function (GO): GTP binding; adenylosuccinate synthase activity
Source: RefSeq, a predicted model, not a curated record
AUGACGAUCACUGUGGUUAUGGGGUCGCAGUUUGGCGACGAAGGCAAGGGGAAAUUGACCGAUAUCCUCGCGCCCAAGGCCCAGCUGUGCGCCCGCGCUGCCGGUGGACACAACGCCGGUCAUCAAAUUGUGCCGAGUUUCUUUAAGGAGCUGCAGGAAUUGGAGGACAAAGGAUUGAAGAAUGUCAGGGACAAGAUUCUCGUCUCUGACCGCUGCAACAUUGUGCUGGACCUGCACGUGGCUGUCGACGGACUUGAGGAGGUCGAGCUCGGAGCGCGCCAGAUUGGAACGACCAGGCGCGGCAUUGGCCCUACCUAUGCAUGCAAGCAUGCGCGGAACGGAAUCCGCCUUGCGGAGAUCUUCGACCCCGAGCUCUUUGAGAGGAAGCUACGUCAGCUCGAACAAGGUUAUCGCAAGCGGUUCGGAGAUCUUUUGAAGUACGAUGUGGAGGAUGAGCUCAAGAGAUUCGAAACGUAUCGGGCCGAGCUGGCCAAGUACACUGUCGACUCGACUGCCUUGAUGUAUCAGGCUCAGAAAGAUAACAAAGCUAUCCUUGUUGAGGGAGCGAACUUUGUUACAUCAAGCUCGACAACCAUCGCAGGUAUCAUCAAUGGCCUGUCUCUAAACCCAAGGGGUCUGACGGAGGUGAUCGGUGUGGUGAAGGCUUACACCACUCGAGUUGGAGCGGGUGCCUUCAAGACUGAAGAUACCGGAGAGGCACAUCAACCGGCCGUAGAAGACGAUGCGGAUGGUGAGUUGUUUGAAAUUGGACAAUCCUGGAUCCUGCUAAUGAUGGGAAGGCUUGAUCUGGUCAUCGUUCGCUACUCCAACUCAGUGAACUACUAUGACUCCAUCAACCUAACAAAGCUGGACGUUCUCGACACUAUGGAGACCAUUAAAGUGGCUGUCGCAUACAAAUUGGACGGGGAAGAGCUUCCAUCAUACCCCGCUGACCUAGAUGCUCUCGAGCGAGCUGAGGUUGUGUACAAGGAGUUCCCCGGCUGGCAGAAGUCUACGACCAACUGCAAGACGUGGUACGAUCUUCCGCCCAAGGCGAGAGACUACGUGGAGUUUAUCGAGGCGUUUGUCGGAGUCAAGAUCAAGUGGAUUGGCACUGGUCCCGAUCGCGAGGCCAUGAUUACGCGGGCUUGA